AAGAGCGCGCCUCGUUCCUGUAGCAACCGCACCAGGUCCACGCGCAGACGGCGAGUGGCAAGGUUCAAAAUAAAUUCGCCAAGUAGAAGCCCUCGACCUGUUCAGUCCUCGCGUUCGGUGCGACGGACCUUUAAGCGUCACGUGACUCCCCUUCGGGCUCGUCCCCGCCUCUUUCCCCUCCCCAGGCCCGGGCGAGAGCCGGUUUGGACGGGAAGCUCCCGGCCCGGCGAACUAACUGGAGCACGGACGCUGCAGCCGGUUGGGCCGGUGCCCUUUCCCGCUCUGGAAAGGAAGAGAAAUGGAAGUGAGAAAGUUGAGCAUUUCCUGGCAGUUCUUGAUAGUUCUGGUUCUGAUCCUGCAAAUUCUGUCUGCGUUGGAUUUUGACCCAUACAGAGUCCUAGGGGUCAGCCGAACAGCCAGUCAGGCUGAUAUUAAAAAGGCUUAUAAGAAGCUCGCCCGGGAAUGGCAUCCUGACAAAAACAAAGAUCCGGGAGCAGAAGACAAGUUCAUUCAAAUCAGUAAGGCUUACGAGAUUCUUUCAAAUGAAGAAAAGAGAUCAAAUUAUGAUCAAUAUGGAGACGCUGGAGAGAACCAGGGCUACCAGAAGCAGCAACAGCAGCGAGAGUAUCGCUUCCGCCAUUUCCAUGAAAAUUUUUAUUUUGAUGAAUCCUUUUUUCACUUCCCUUUUAAUUCUGAACGGCGGGACUCAAUUGAUGAAAAGUAUUUGUUGCACUUUUCACAUUAUGUGAAUGAAGUGGUUCCAGAUAGCUUCAAGAAACCCUACCUCAUAAAGAUCACCUCGGAUUGGUGCUUUAGCUGUAUUCAUAUCGAGCCUGUGUGGAAAGAAGUUGUUCAAGAACUGGAGGAAUUGGGUGUAGGAAUUGGCGUGGUCCAUGCUGGGUAUGAGAGACGCCUGGCCCAUCACCUGGGGGCACACAGCACACCCUCUAUCCUAGGAAUCAUUAAUGGGAAAAUCUCCUUCUUCCACAAUGCAGUUGUCCGUGAGAAUCUGCGACAAUUUGUAGAAAGUCUACUUCCAGGGAACUUGGUGGAAAAAGUUACAAAUAAAAAUUAUGUCAGAUUCCUCUCUGGCUGGCAACAAGAGAAUAAGCCUCAUGUCCUUCUGUUUGACCAAAUGCCUGUUGUGCCACUGUUAUACAAGUUGACUGCUUUUGCAUACAAAGAUUAUUUAUCAUUUGGAUAUGUACAUGUGGGUUUCAGAGGGACAGAAGAGAUGACGAGGCAGUACAACAUCAACGUCUACGCCCCCACUCUCUUGAUCUUUAAAGAACAUAUAAACAAGCCUGCCGAUGUUAUCCAGGCCCGAGGUAUGAAGAAGCAAAUCAUUGAUGACUUUAUCGCCCAAAACAAGUAUCUGUUGGCAGCUAGGCUCACCAGCCAGAAGUUGUUCCAUGAACUCUGCCCUGUGAAACGGUCUCACCGACAGAGAAAGUACUGUGUGGUUUUACUGACUGCUGAGACUACCAAGUUGAGCAAACCCUUUGAGGCUUUCCUGUCCUUUGCCCUGGCAAACACACAAGACACAGUGAGAUUCGUGCAUGUCUACAGCAAUCGGCAGCAGGAGUUUGCCAACACCUUACUACCAGACAGUGAGGUGUUUCAAGGGAAAUCAGCGGUGUCUGUCUUAGAAAGGCGCAACACAGCAGGAAGGGUGGUGUAUAAAACCCUAGAAAACCCUUGGACUGGGAGUGAGAGUGAUAAAUUCAUCCUCUUGGGUUAUCUCGACCAGCUGCGUAAAGAUCCAGCUCUUCUGUCCUCUGAAGCAGUGCUUCCCGACCUGACCGAUGAACUUGCUCCUGUUUUUCUCCUUCGAUGGCUCUACUCUGCUUCUGAUUACAUCUCAGACUGCUGGGAUAGCAUAGUUCACAACAACUGGCGGGAAAUGAUGCCUCUGCUGUCCCUGAUCUUCUCUGCCCUCUUCAUCCUCUUUGGCACAGUCAUCGUUCAGGCUUUCAGUGAUUCGAAUGAUGAGCGAGAGUCAAGCCCUCCAGAUAAAGAGGAAGCCCAAGAGAAGACUGGGAAGACCGAACCAAGCUUCACCAAAGAAAACAGCAGCAAGGUUCCCAAAAAAGGCUUUGUGGAGGUAACUGAACUCACAGAUGUAACAUACACCAGUAACUUGGUACGCCUGAGGCCAGGCCACAUGAAUGUGGUCCUCAUCCUGUCGAAUUCUACCAAGACCAGCCUACUACAGAAAUUUGCUUUGGAGGUCUACACAUUUACUGGGAGCAGCUGCCUACACUUCUCCUUCCUGAGUCUAGAUAAACACAGAGAAUGGUUAGAAUACUUAUUAGAAUUUGCUCAAGAUGCAGCCCCGAUCCCAAACCAAUAUGAUAAGCAUUUCAUGGAACGUGACUACACUGGUUAUGUACUGGCCCUGAAUGGCCACAAGAAAUACUUCUGCCUCUUCAAGCCCCAAAAAACAGUCGAAGAGGAGGAAGCCAUGGGGUCAUGCAGCGAUCUUGACUCUUCCCUCCACCUGGGUGAAUCUCGAGGGAAACCUUCCUGUGGUCUUGGAUCCAGGCCCAUCAAAGGAAAGUUGAGCAAGCUCUCCUUGUGGAUGGAACGCCUGCUGGAGGGCUCCUUACAGAGAUUUUAUAUCCCAUCAUGGCCUGAACUAGACUGAGAAGAUUUUCAAAAGGGAUUUGAACUCUUCAGACUUUUUAACAUGCCCCUGUGAACAGGUAUUUUUAGGACUCAAACUACCAUAAUGAACAGAGUAUAGAUUUUAGAUUGCUCUUCUAGAACCAUGGCUAGAAGAAUCUUUCCUUUGUCCUAUUCUAACCUAGGAAUGAAAAACACCACAAGUUUGAAUUCCCUAGAUGAAAAUCUUUUCCUCUGGGUUUUAUUUUUCCUCACUGAAUGCCACACCAUUGAAAAUAGUCUGCUCAUCCCCUCUUCUUUCUCAUCCCGGUCCCGUGCUCAUCCCACCCUCUGUCCUGUGUCUUGGAGAAACACAGGGCUCCACCCUGCAAACGGCAUCUGGUGGACCCUCCUGAGCCUGUCGUGCAGGCUGGGUCAUUGGCCCCUUCCCCAGCCCCAGCCCAGCUAUGCUGCUGCCAUGGCGCAUGCUCUUAACCCUGAACAAACCAUAGCAGCUUCUAGCCCCGCAUCUGGAAAGAGACCCCUUUGCAAGCAAUCUCACAUUUACUGGUUGUUCUGGGAGUAAUUGGCUAAAGGUAUAUUUUGGGGGUAUCCCCCCAACAACAGUUUGUUGGCCAGGAUUGAAAAGGAAAGGAGUGAGCGGGCAUUCUGCAUGUGAGUUCUCAUGAAAAGGAAAGGGAGGCUGGGCAGUGGCUGAAGCAAUGCAGCUUUGAGACAUGCAGUGAGCAUCGCCUCUGCCGCCCCAGCGCUCCUGGUGGCCAGGGGAGUGUCUGCACAGCAAGAAGUACUGUGAUGACUUUGAGCCGUUGACAUAUAUGCUUUCAGAUGCCUUUCUGCCUCUUAGCGAUUUCAGGGUAUGGAUAUUAGGAGCCAUAACUUGUAAUCCUGUUCUCUGAACGUAGAGAUAAGCUGCUAUAAAGCCAGUAGAUGUUAAACUGAAGAGAAAUUAUUCCCACCUGCUAUGAGUCAGGCUCAAGGAACCUCUUCACUCUAAUAGCGUCUCUUUAGUAAAAUACCAGACAUGUCUUUGUAUCAAGGAACUUCAAAUUUCUCAACAAUUGCAUUUUGAACACUGUUACCCCAAAAGUGCUGUGUCUUCAAGUCAUCUUUUGUAGCAAGUGAGCCAAGACUUAUUCUAGACUCCCAUUUUGCAGAAGGCUUACUUUCCACUUCUGGCCUGUAUUUUGAUGUCUCAUCUUCAUUGUUUUCACUCUUAACUUACAGCUGUUUCAUGAGUAAUGGGGUCAGAUUGGCAGUCAGCACCUGAGCAUGCUGAGCUGCAGUGUUUAGUGGUCCCCAGGCUGGCUCAUACCAGCCGGUUAGAGAGCAUACCCUUUAUUUUUCGGGGCAGAACCACCAGUGGUUCUGAGUUUGAGUUUGGACAAUUACAAAGAGUGGUCCAUUCAAAUGUCAAAGCAAGUUGUUUUUGGUGGCUUUGUGAAGGGUGAAAAUCAGUGAUGGGACAUUUACUAAGUUAGGGUUCCUUUAAGCCACUUGGAUCCUGAAUAAUUUAAAUCUUGAGCUACAUUGGUAAGUAAUAAAUUAUUUAAGGCUAGGAAUUCCUAUAGGUUUCAUGGAGUCCAUAGCUUUAUUAAAAAAGAAAUCACUGCCAGGCUUCAUUCUCCUAUAUGAUCCUCUAAAAAUGAACACUUCCUCUGAAUGCUGUAUCUCUUUUUUUUUUUUUUGGGUGGGGGACGGAGUCUUGCUCUGUUGCCAGGCUGGAGUGCAGUGGUGCGAUCUCUGCUCACUCCACCUCCCAGAUUCAAGUCAUUAUCCUGCCUCAGCCUCCUGAGUAGCUGGGAUUACAGGUGCCCACCAUCACGUCCCACUAAUUUUUAUAUUUUUAGUAGAGACAAGGUUUCACCAUGUUGGCCAGGAUGGUCUCGAUCCCUUGACCUCGUGAUCUGCCCACGUCGGUCUCCCAAAGUGCUAGGAUUACCAGUGUGAGCCACCACACCUGGCCUGAAUGCUGUAUCUCAUGGCACCUGGGUCAAAUAGAAAUGGUUAAGGAAUUCAUUUGGCUCCUUGAUAUAUCAGUCCUCAAAAUUACUUUCUGGGUCUUUUAUGGCCAGGUUGCUUAUAUAAGUAGUGUUUUGGUUUGGUGGCAGGCUUUAAUUUUUAAUUUCUGGUACUAAUGAAAUUCCUGACUUUAAUUUCUGAAAACCAAAAACUCUAUUUAUUUAUUUAUUUAAACGGAGAUGAGGUCUUGCUAUGUUGCCCUGGCUGGUCUCAAACUCCUGGCCUCAAGCAGUCCUUCCACUUUGGCCUCCCAGAUGGCUGGGAUUAUCAACAGGAGCCACCAUGCCAGAUUUAUACAUUUUUGAGAAUUUUUAUUAAAAUAAAAAGACCUUCAGACAGCUGCACCUUCCAUUUGCACUAGGAAAGGAAAGUAGUAGUGGGAUUGGCAAUGUGUCUGGCAGAUGUUUCAUCCCAAAAAUUCUUCUACAGAUCCGUUUAGAGCUGGUGCCCUAUGAGGCCAUUAGGGAGUUUUUAUUAUCAAUUGAACUUUACCCUUGACCAUGCAAGGCUUUCCUCCUGAAUGCUUCCAUGAAUUUUUUUACUUUUGUGUCAAAUGUAUAAGCCAUUGUCAUGCUCAGCCUGUGCCACCAUUGCUCUGUCUGAUGUCUGAGGUAUGUAAUCAUACAAGACCCGGUUUUGGUUCUAACACUCUGGUCUUUGAAUAUCAACACUGAUGUUUUUAGAGAUGGGUUCUUCUGGUUGAUACAGACUAUGCAUCACAUUUAGCAAACGGGGUGAAACGGCCUAAGACAGGUCUUUGCAGAAUACAUGCCACUUUCAAAAAAGAAAAAAAAAUUAUUGCUCAGGUGUUUGUUGCACAAUUUUUGUCUAACACUGAGGUUAUCAGCUCCAACUAAAGAACAUUUCAGUGGGGGAAGCUGCCCUAACUUCCAUUAGGGGCUGUGGUCUCACUGCCAUCACUUAUUAGCCGUGAGAAUUUGGUUGUAGUUUGCAAGUAGAUUGGUUUCUUCCUCAUUUGCAGCCUAUUGAUAAUUGUUCCCUUUUAUUUAUUAACGUCCCAAUCAAUUUGCAGCUGCCAUCAUUACAUAAAUAUUUUUCUAUUACAAAAAGAAGUAUAAUCUGACUUUUUUUUAGUGAUUUCCUUUGUUUGGGAAUAGAGAUUGGAAGCACAUACUCAGACCUUUUUUGAUUAAGUAGAAUCCUUUCUUUCUUUCUUUUGAGAUUCAGUCUCACUCUGUUGCCCAGGCUGGAGUGCAGUGGCACGAUCUCGACUCACCACAACCUCUGCCUCCUGGGUUCAAGUGAUUCUCCUGCCUCAGCCUCCUGAGUAGCUGGGACUACAGGUCCAUGCUACCACGCCCAGCUAAUUUUUGUAUUUUUAGUAGAGAUAGGGUUUUACCAUGUUGGUCAAGCUGGUCUCAAACUCCUGACCUCAUGAUCCACCUUCCCAAAGUGCUGGGACUACAGGCAUGAGCCACCAUGCCCGGCCUUAAAUAGAAUUAUUUAAAAGCUGAUGCCAAACAUCUCUACAGAUGAACUGUAGUUCCCAUCCACAUGUCUGACAUUGUCCCUUAAAAACAAACUCAGUGUGGCAGCUGCUGAAUCUGUUCAGUCUGUCAAGGAGGAUGAUUAUACUUGGGAGAGAUCUGAAAAGAAGGUGAAUAUUUUGCACUUUUGAUACUCUUAGGAACAAAUAACUUAUUGGCAAAUUGUUUCUUUUUUAUGUUUUGGGUGUUUUUUUGUUUUUUGACUUUUUUUGUAUUGUGAACAGGCACUGAAGCUGAUAUUAUUUUAAGAUUACAGAAUGGAAAAAGAAAUAAACUAUUUUAAUGUGUGAUAA
This is a messenger RNA of Callithrix jacchus (white-tufted-ear marmoset), 6445 nucleotides long. RefSeq names its product DnaJ heat shock protein family (Hsp40) member C16 (gene DNAJC16). The record is from RefSeq and is a predicted model, not a curated record. Lineage: Eukaryota; Metazoa; Chordata; Mammalia; Primates; Cebidae.